Anisakis simplex (herring worm) is the source of this 783-nucleotide messenger RNA. Lineage: Eukaryota; Metazoa; Nematoda; Chromadorea; Rhabditida; Anisakidae. The record is from the annotation of a GenBank genome assembly.
UACGUUCUUCUGAUCGAAGACGAUGCUAUACCUGUACCUCAUUUUAUGCCUUUAUUGAAUUCCGUUGUUCAACAAAUGGAUUCGAAUCCACAGAUUGAUUUCGUUAAGCUCUAUCAUCCGCGUUAUCUAAGGAAAAUUCCUUAUUACUUCCAGAUUUCACUGACGUGUUUGGCCAUCUCUGUGCUGCUAACUGAAAUUAUAUGGCGUCAAAUAAGAUGGUUACCGUUAAUCGUAACAUUCACAUUUCUCAUCUAUCACAUCCACAUUCACUACAAUUAUCAGAUCCGUUCCCCAACCAACACUCAGAUUCACUUCUGUAAUUUGCAGAUUUUCGCCGACUUACGUUACGCACUGACCAGUUCGUCUGCAUAUCUCACCGUUGCAGAAUCUUGCUGCACACCGGCCGUUAUCUAUCGUACCGACUCUAUAAAUCGAAUGCUUUCAUAUUUUGUCGACAGUACGUCCGACUCGGAACCCGUUUUCAUGAUCGAUAACCAUACUGUUAUCGGUCGAAAAUCUUCGGAAAUAAGAGCACCCUUCAAGUGGUUGAAGGCAGAUAACAAUGGCACUCAGUUGAAUAUUGGAGGCAGAUUAAAGCAUCCAAAAUGGCCAAGUUCGUUUGCUAAAGACGAUCAGUUGGAUGGUUCGCCGUUUGUUUCAAGGCAGACAGAUACGAACUUGGUGAUACAUAUUGGAUAUAUCAGUGCGAUACGUGGGAAAUUGGUAAUAUUGGACGUGAUAAGAGAGUUAGAACGUCGUGCCGAGCACGUAUUCCCCUUUUAG